UGUGUCGGCGGAGAACAACAUGGCAGAAGUUGCCGUCCAGUCCGAGGGAAGAAGCGAAGGGAUUGUGAUUAGCGAUGACUGGCCGGGAUACAGUUUAGAGCUCUUCAGCUACCCGGCACACUACUCCGGAGACUUAGACUGUGUCAUCAUUCCGCAUGGCGUGAUUAUGGACAGGACGGAGCGUCUGGCCAGAAACAUCAUGGACGAGCUGGGCGACCACGACAUCGUGGUGCUGUGCGUGCUUAAAGGAGGCUACCAGUUCUGCGCCGACCUGGUGGACCGGAUCAAGGCUCUGAGCCGCAACUCCAACCGCACCAUCCCCAUGAGGGUCCACUUCAUCCGCCUCAAGAGCUACCUGAAUGACCAGUCGACUGAGGAUCUUCACAUACUUGGAGCGGAGGACUUGUCUUUUUUAGCCGGAAAGAAUGUGCUGAUUGUGGAGGCUAUUGUGGGCACCGGAAAGACGAUGAAGACUCUCCUGAAGCACGUCGAAGCCUUCAGGCCCAAAAUGAUUAAAGUGGCAGGACUGCUGGUGAAGAGAGUGCCGCACAGCUCGGCGUGUGUGCCUGACUAUGUCGGCUUUGAGAUACCAAAUCGUUUUGUGGUAGGAUAUGCCUUAGACUACAAUGAGUAUUUUAGAGACCUAAAUCACAUCUGUGUGAUCAGCGAAAGUGGAAAGCAGAAAUAUAAGAUUUAAAGAGAAGCCAAGAAGAGGCUACUGUCACGUAGAUGUCAUCUCACAGCAAGCCCAGACAUUUCCCUUCGGUUCCCAUUCUCUUACAGCUGCUAUCAUGACAUCUGAUCUCAAGCAUACCUGUUUUGGUUAUGGCAUUCCUUCUUUUAAGCACGUAUCUAUUUUAACAACACGCGCUGGCGUUUAACUGGCUGUUUUUGUCGAGGAAGUACAUAUUUUACUAGGUUUUGCUAGGUUUGCAAAAGCAAUUAACGUGGAAAAUGUUUAACUGUUAGUGUGACUAACACGAAUGCAAUCUGUUCCGUUUCUUUUAUGCAAUGUCAAGGACUCGAUAAUCACGACAUGUUGUGAAUGUUUCUCAAGUCACCGUGAGAAGAAAUGAAAGGGAGUCGUUCUCAUUUUGAAAUUAGUCGUAGAAGUUUACAUUUUCUUUACCUUUUUAUUGUUUUUGUAGGUAGUUCUGCUGUUACUUCUAAUCCUCAGGGGAAAACUCUUUCUUUUAGUAUUUGAUGUCGAGUAAAUUUGUCAUUUUUCUAUUUCUUUUUAUAGUUUAACAUACAAUAAAGUCUUUUUAACAUUU
This is a messenger RNA of Stegastes partitus (bicolor damselfish), 1274 nucleotides long. Its product is annotated as hypoxanthine-guanine phosphoribosyltransferase-like. Gene Ontology annotation, cellular component: cytosol. Gene Ontology annotation, biological process: hypoxanthine metabolic process; GMP salvage; IMP salvage. Bases 20 to 697 code for a protein of 225 amino acids. NCBI's taxonomy places the organism in Eukaryota, Metazoa, Chordata, Actinopteri, Pomacentridae. The transcript is spliced from 9 exons. The record is from RefSeq and is a predicted model, not a curated record. Gene Ontology annotation, molecular function: hypoxanthine phosphoribosyltransferase activity; magnesium ion binding.